AUGCCUGAUGUUGUUGCUAAUCAUGUUGAUGACUAUUUAUGUACAUCACUUGAAAUGGAUAAAGAUAAAUCAACAUACAUAACUGCAUUUAAUCCAUCGGCUACAUCAAAAGAUGCUCAUCAUAUUUUACUUUUUGGAUGUACCGAACCAGGAAGUGAGAAAAAAAUUUGGAAUUGUGGUGAAAUGGUAAAUACGGAUGAUUCUUCUGAAGAAGAUUAUGAAACAGCACCAAUAUGUGCUUCAGGUUCAACUAUUAUCUAUGCUUGGGCAAUGGAUGCUGAAAAAACUGAAUUACCUAAUGAUGUCGCUUUCAAAGUUGGUGGUUCAACUUCAAUUAAAUAUCUUGUAUUACAAGUUCAUUAUGCAAAUAUUGAUAAGUUCAAAGCUGGAAAAACUGAUCGUUCAGGUUUAGUUUUAACAACAACAUCAAAUCCAACACCAAAAACAGCUGGUGUUAUGCUAUUAUUAACUGAUGGAGCAAUGGCAUCUCAUUCACUUGAAGUAUUUGAAGUUGCUUGCAAAAUUCAACAAGAUAUUGUAAUGCAUCCAUUUGCUUUUCGAACUCAUGCACAUAAAUUAGGUCUUGUUAAUUCUGGUUAUCGUGUACGUGGUGAAAAUGAUGAUCAAGAAUGGACUGAAAUAGGUCGACGUUCACCACAAUUACCACAAAUGUUUUAUCCAGUUCAAAAAGAUAUAACUAUUCAACAAGGUGAUUAUGUUGCAGCUGUUUGUACUAUGUAUAAUACAAAUUCACAUGUUGUUCGAAUUGGUCCAACUGGCAAUGAUGAAAUGUGCAAUUUUUAUAUGAUGUAUUGGGUUGAUGGUGAUCAAUUAUUAGAUGAAGAUGUUUGUACAAGUUCUGGACCUCCUCGAUAUUAUUUUGGCCGUGAUCGACAUUUAAAUAUUGACAAAAUUCCUGAUGAUGCAUUUCAUAUUCCACCACCACCAAAUGGUCCAGCACCGGGUGAACCGUUACAAGGUGGUCAUCAUAUGAUGAUGCAACAUGGAGAACAAUCACAUAAAAAACAACAUCGUUAUCGAUAUAUAAAUUAG
Messenger RNA from Rotaria sordida, 1053 nucleotides. Lineage: Eukaryota; Metazoa; Rotifera; Eurotatoria; Philodinida; Philodinidae. The record is from the annotation of a GenBank genome assembly.